UCAGAAAGUUGUGGUUGUGAAUUAUAAUUUCUGACUGUCGCAGAGUUUAUUUUUCUAUCUAAAAACAGACAGAUUUUCAUUAACGUGCUUAUGAAGCCCUGAAGAUGGAUAACACGUACAUUUUAAACAACUUGGGGAAGGGCAGCUUAAAGGUGACCAUAACUCCGGCGCAGCCUAAGACGUUGACGCACUUGCCCAAGCGCCCACCAGUGGACUUGGCUUUUGCUGACCUCACGUACAGGGUUCAGGAGGGCAGGAAGAGCAAUGUGAAAGUGAUUCUGAAAUCGGUGUCUGGGCGGCUGCGUUCCGGCGAACUGACGGCCAUAAUGGGCCCGUCCGGCGCCGGAAAAUCGACACUCCUCAACAUUCUCACCGGAUACAGGACCUCAGGAAUGGAAGGCAGCAUUACUGUGAACGGCAUGGAGCGCAAUCUGUCGAGUUUCCGCAAGCUCUCCUGCUACAUCAUGCAGGACAAUCAGCUUCAUGGAAAUCUGACUGUUGAAGAAGCUAUGGCUGUUGCUACUGCCUUGAAACUGCCUUCGGCCACUACAAGGGCUGAUAAGGAAGAAGUUAUCCAAGAAAUUCUCGAAACACUCGGUCUCUCUGAGCACCACAGGACAAUGACAUCCAACCUUUCUGGUGGUCAAAAGAAACGUCUCUCAAUCGCCUUGGAACUUGUCAACAACCCUCCAAUCAUGUUCUUCGAUGAACCCACUUCUGGUCUCGACAGUUCAUCCUGUUUCCAAUGUAUAUCUCUCCUUAAAAGACUGGCUAGAGGAGGACGAACGAUCAUCUGUACUAUUCACCAGCCAUCUGCGAGGCUGUUCGAGAUGUUCGAUCAUUUGUACACACUUGCUGAAGGACAGUGCGUUUACCAGGGCAGCACUGGACGUUUGGUGGAAUGGCUAAGCAGUCUGAAUCUACCGUGUCCCUCGUACCAUAACCCUGCUUCCUUCAUCAUUGAGGUCUCAUGCGGCGAGUACGGAGACAAUACCGGCAAGCUCAUUCGCGCCAUCGACAAUGGAAAACAUGAUAUCAGAAACGGCGUACCAUUCCCAGAAAGCAAACUCCCCGAUUUCAACAACAAGAAAGAUAUGGAGGUGUCCCUGAAUUCCAACAAAGAAUACAAUAAAAACGAUGUUGCCCAAGUUCCCGAGAAGUUCCGUCAAGACGCCGUGACCAACGGCAAUGGGGCCAGCAAUUUGCAGAAUGGACUCCUACAGUAUGCUGCCAACGAGAUCUCUAAAGGAAAAGGCGAGCCUCUAGUAGUCCAGAUGGAAACUAUGGAGAAGCAAGACAACGCGGAAGUAGCACUUUUGGGCGACAGCGGCUCCCCCCGCCGAUAUGCGACCUCCGAACUCACGCAGUUUUGGGUGGUUCUUAAGAGGACAUUGCUUUUCAGUCGACGAGACUGGACGCUCAUGUACCUGCGUUUGUUUGCCCACGUACUCGUCGGAUUCCUGAUCGGGGCUCUGUACUACGACAUCGGCGACGACGGAUCAAAAGUGCUCUCCAAUCUUGGAUUCCUCUUCUUCAACAUGCUUUUCCUCAUGUACACUUCGAUGACCAUCACUAUUCUCAGUUUUCCUCUCGAGAUGCCUGUGUUAGUUAAAGAGCAUUUUAAUAGAUGGUAUUCUCUGCGUUCUUACUACCUCGCUAUCACCGUGUCUGAUAUACCUUUCCAAGCGAUAUUCUGCAUAAUCUACGUGGUGAUAGUGUACCUGCUGACGUCACAACCCCUCGUGUGGUUCCGGUUCGCCAUGUUCCUGUCCUCGUGCCUUCUCAUUUCGUUCGUGGCGCAGAGCGUCGGGCUUGUUGUCGGCGCUGCCAUGAAUGUGCAGAACGGCGUGUUCCUAGCGCCAGUAAUGUCAGUGCCGUUUCUGCUGUUCAGUGGUUUCUUCGUUUCUUUCAACGCCAUACCUGUAUACCUGCGCUGGAUCACGUAUCUCUCUUACAUCAGAUACGGGUUUGAAGGCACUGCACUCGCUACUUACUCUUUCGAUAGACACAAGUUGCAGUGUCAUCAGACAUAUUGCCACUUCAAAAACCCUCAAACAACACUGGAAGAGCUGGACAUGCAGGACGCAGAUAUCACCCUGGACAUCGCAGCUUUAUGCCUCAUCUUCGUGGUCCUCAGAGUGGCCGCCUUCCUCUUCCUGCGCUGGAAACUCAAGUCCACUAGAUAAACUGGUCUUUAGCUUCUAUGAUGCUUUGGGCUUUGAUUCGACAACUAUAACAAACAUUAUAUGAAUUGAUGAAUGUAUUAGAAAAAACC
Molecule: messenger RNA, 2275 nt
Organism: Hyposmocoma kahamanoa
Lineage: Eukaryota; Metazoa; Arthropoda; Insecta; Lepidoptera; Cosmopterigidae
Product: ATP-binding cassette sub-family G member 1
Exons: 13
Coding region: 105-2186 (693 amino acids)
Cellular component (GO): plasma membrane
Molecular function (GO): ATP binding; ABC-type transporter activity; ATP hydrolysis activity
Source: RefSeq, a predicted model, not a curated record